This is a messenger RNA of Doryrhamphus excisus (bluestripe pipefish), 1225 nucleotides long. RefSeq names its product apolipoprotein A-I-like. Gene Ontology annotation, molecular function: cholesterol transfer activity; phosphatidylcholine-sterol O-acyltransferase activator activity; phospholipid binding. Lineage: Eukaryota; Metazoa; Chordata; Actinopteri; Syngnathiformes; Syngnathidae. Gene Ontology annotation, cellular component: extracellular region; low-density lipoprotein particle; high-density lipoprotein particle. The record is from RefSeq and is a predicted model, not a curated record. Gene Ontology annotation, biological process: cholesterol efflux; phospholipid efflux; acylglycerol homeostasis.
GAGGGCUCAUCCCUGAUCAGAGUGCUAUAUAAGGUCGGCUGCCGCUCGGGUUCUUCAGUCUCUUCACGAACUCCACCAGACCUCCAUCAUGAAGUUUGUUGCACUCGCGCUCACCCUGCUGCUGGCCAUUGGCUCUCAGGCUGCUUCCCUGCAGGCUGAUGCUCCUUCCCAGCUGGAACAUGCCCGGUCUCUGGCUAAUCUCUUCUUGACCGAGUUAAAGGAGAGCACCAAAAAAGCCCUGAACCAGCUGGAUGGUACAGAGUACCAGGAAAUGAAAGUCCAGAUCAACCAGCGCUUGGAUGAUUUUCACACUCAACUUCAGGCUCUGCAGCAAUCUGUCGCUCCCAUGACCGACAGCGUUGUCGCCACCGUCAUGGGCGCCACUGAGGGCUUCCGCACUGCGAUCGAGAGCGAUAUUGACGAGUUGAAGAAAAGCCUCGAGCCCCAACAAGCUAAACUGAAGGAGGUCCUUGACAAGCACAUCGAAGAGUACCGUGUUCUCCUGGAGCCCAUCAUCAAAGAAUACCAGGAGAAGCAAGCCGCUAACAUGGAAGCCCUGAGACUCAAGCUGGAGCCCGUUAUCACCGAACUGCAAACCAAGGUGUCCGCCAAUGUGGAGGAGACCAAGGCGGCCCUGAUGCCAAUGGUCGAGGCUGUCCGUGCCAAGGUCACUGUACAUCUGGAGAACUUAAAGGCAGCGGCUAAACCCUACGUGGACGAAUAUAAAGAGCAGAUAGUCUCGGCCUACAGCCAGGCCAAGUCCAUCAGCUCAGACGACCUUGCCGCUCUGAAAGAUAAGAUUACACCUAUGGUUGAGGAUGUCAAGGUGAAACUCCAGAGUAUCUUUGAGGCCGUCUACGCGACCGUCAGCCACAGCGCCUAAGUGACCCGUCCCGUAUCUUGUCAGAAGUCGACCGUUCCACUAUUAUCUCCAUCUCUAGUUCUCUCACACGCAAGUCCACAUCUCCCAUCCAAAAUGAAGCAGAUGCCUAAUUGAUGCACUUCUUUGCAACAAAAUGGCUGGACUCUUGUUGUUUAUCUCUCUUGUGCGGGCACCUUUCUUCAAGCAUGGCGGUCACCAAUCCACACGCUGUCAUUGUCACAGACCGAGGCCAACCACUGACCUUUGAUGUGCAGUCACUGUAAUGGAUUAUCAGAAGCGGCUCUGUGUGAUGAUGAUGAUGCUUUGGCCAAAUACAGCUGAAUAAACAUGUUUAUUAAACCA